Lachancea dasiensis is the source of this 3495-nucleotide messenger RNA. The record is from the annotation of a GenBank genome assembly. Lineage: Eukaryota; Fungi; Ascomycota; Saccharomycetes; Saccharomycetales; Saccharomycetaceae.
AUGGAAGAAAUAUCCGACAGGUACUGUAUUAUUGACAAGUUUCUGGUGCGCACUUCUGGUGAUGGCGCCCGCAAAAUCGUGGUUCCUAAUCUCUUGUCACUCAAGCCCACUUACGAAGAAAAAGCGAAAAUCAUAGCGGCAUCGCCUUGCGAUCUCCUGUGCUACCGUGACAGCGAGCAGGAUCUCUUUCCCUCGACCUCCAGUCUGCUGUUUGAACUUGUUGACACUGAGGAAAGAGAAUUUUACGAAGAUGGAGACUACACAAAGGCCAUUAACCCCAAAACAAACGCCAGGGGUGCUCGUAACGCGGAAAAGAUGCGUGUGAUUCCCAUCACGUUUUAUUGCAACGUCAGAAAAUACCUUUAUCUCAAGCACAACGAGAUUUCUGUGGAUGACUCUGGCUUGGAGACUGCAACUGCUUUUGUGGCCAAGGAGAACUCCUGUAUCUUCAAGCUCAUGGGGGUGGAUGUCAUAGAACUUUGAGGAAUCGGACCAUGAGCUUUUCAGAAAGUUUGCCGCCGACAGAAACCUGUACAGAACGGAGAUGGACGAGUUGUUCCGCUAUUGUCACGACGAAACGCUGCUCAAAACCGGAAGAUUAUACAGGGCCCCUCGGGUAUACCAGCGCUAGCAAAGCUUGAAGCAAAGACCAUUGAAAACUACUGUCACGAUUUGGCGCCUGUAUUAUAUUUCCUCAUUCAUGUGGACGAGCUUUCAGUUUCAGCUGCUGUUCUGAAUAAGCCUAAUGUGUCACCGUCCCUCCUCAUGGAGAAUCUCGGCAAGAAGCACAAGGUUCCGGAAAAGGCACAUCAUCUGCGCUCUAUCUUUAUCCACUUGCUUCGGGACCUUGCAGCCUCAGAUUUUCUUUUUCUUCUUGUGCGGUUGUUGCCUUACAAACUGGGAGCAUACACGGAGGGCAACAUGGAGCUCGAGACAGUUAGCCUGGUACUUAGAAAAGUAGUGGCGCUAAAAUCAUGGAUCAAGUUUACGGUUUUUUCUGAACGUGCUGGCGAUGACUGUCUUGAAAAGUUGCUGUACUCCGAAACUCCGUGUGAAACUUGGACGACCCUGCAAAGAGUCUAUCGGAGCUUAAAACAGGAAGAAAGAGUAGUUCAACGCUUGGAAGUUGAGUAUAUCGAACCAGAUGCUGCGCUGGUGUGUGGUAAAGUGUUCAACCGCACUUAUAUCAGGAGCUUCUACAAUGACGCUAAAGACAAAUUUGAUGAGCACUUGGCAGCAAUCAACAAAGUGUAUCGCAUGCCGGGCGUUGAAGAAGUUGGCAAGAUCCUAGUUGGAAGGGGAAGGGCCCCAUCUGGAGAAGACCUACAAAACCCGCAUUUCUCGUUCACGCAACUGUUUCCUACGGAUUUGAAGGAUCAAAUAUCUCCAAUCAAAAGACGAGAUUCUGUUGAAGAAAUUGAGAGGAUUGAUGUCCUCGAUGCUAUUCAAAAGAUUACCGUGCAUCUCAUGUGGAUGAUAUGGUUUGCCAUUGCAACUCCGUAUCGUUUUCCUGAGCUUAAUAUUCUGGCGUUUGCGGGAAAAAGGAGGAACGUGUUUGUUGACCCUCAAAAGCGUUGUCUGCAGCUGUACACCUCAUACUGCAAAAACCAAAAGGUGAUAAGCUUGGUAAAGUGGUUGGAUAGGAAGACAUCGCGGUAUCUGUUGUAUUUUAUCAUGGUGCUGAGGCCGUUACAGAAGUACCUCCUGGGUACGGAUUAUGACAGAAUGGAACCGCCACGGAGCGACACCAAAGUUGACCUGGAAAGUGAGUGGUGCUACAUAGAGGGUAGCGGCAAGAUGGAUAGGAAAGUGCUCUCUCAGAUGGUUCUUUCCCAAUACCUGUUUCUGGACGUGGAGGCCGGCAGAAUGAUUAGUCGCGACCGGUUUUCCUACUGGGUCAGCCAAUUCCCCAAGACGUUUUACGACAGGCUUAGUUUUAGGGAAUUACGGCAGGGAAUGAUUGGGUUGGUGCGUAAAUAUGUGGAUGACGGCCAAGCAAUGAAAGGAGCGUUGUGGGAGGCCGUCCGCGAGCUUUCUGCCGGCCAUUCAAUGCAAACGGGACUGCAGGUAUAUGGAGUGGAUAAGUUUUCCUUUGAAGGAGUUUCUGCGUCCACGGCUCAUGGCAUGCAGCGAGUGUUAAGCGAGCAAUACAUCAAAUGGGCCGAUUUAGCCGAAGAGGGCAGCGGUGGAGCUGAAGCGGCGCAGCUCGUAGAAAAGAGGCCAUUUGUCCCGCAGUUUCGUAGGAUCACAGACCUCAGCCUCGCCGGUCAGGAGCUCUACGGAGAAGCGUUCCAAUUCAGGAGUGCUGAGCAGCUGGAGGCUGCUUCUUCCGUAUACCUUUCCGAUGAACGUGUGCUCGCGAUCCAGGCCCCCACUGGAUAUGGCAAGACUCUUCUCUUUGAGCUGCCUCUAGUGUGUUUCUCCGUGAAAAAAGUGGCUGUGGUCUCAUUUGUGUUCGUGCCGUACAUCGCACUACUUGCUGGCACGACUUCGAGGCUAAAGAAGAAGCUGCAUGUGGGUAAUGUGGCAUCGCUAUUGAUGGAGCGUCCGUACGGUGAGCACACCUUUGCCGAUGUGUAUGUGGGCACAUUUGAUGAUCUGUGCAAAUCCGAAUUCAAGGAUUUGGUGAACCACUGGGAGCAACGCAUACGCAGUGCGUCUCUGGGCCUCCUUGUAGUGGACGAGUUCCACAACCUGAGCGAUGAGAUGAGUUUCCGUGGAAAGCAAUUUGCUCGAUUGAAAGAGGUUGACUACCAACAGUUUUGGAAGGUGGUGUUGCUGACAGCGACUGGGGCCAAUGGGUCUGCUGCGUCGUCUGUCAAAAUUCUUGGGCUAAACAAGACACUCAGGGAGAAGGAUGCGUUAGAGAAGGAGCACAACGACUCAAUUCGGCUUUCGAACUACAUCAAACAGCCACCGUUGGGUCAUGUGUUCAAGCACCGUGAAACCCUCCAGGACGACGGCGUGAGCCAGGUGCUGAUCUAUUUGCGAAGGAUGUUCAAAUUCGACCCCAAUGCCAAAGCAGCAGUGGUUCUAGGGCAGCGAGAUGCGGUGGAACCCUUAUUCUGUAGUGUGAAUGAGGAGUUCCGAACGACGUACCUGCAUGGGAAGCUCACAACGGAGCAGAAGGUGCAGCGGACCAACUUGUUCAUCGAGGAUAACAGGUCACAGGUUCUGAUAGGCACGAAGCUGGUAUCACAGGGCCUGGAUGUGAGUGCUUUGAGGAUGGUGAUCAUCUUUGACUACGGACCAAAUAUAUCAGAGUACAUCCAGUGCGUGGGAAGGAUACGGACUGGCGGAGUUGCGGUUCACCUGCACGGUCGGAAGCGCAGUGGCUGUAUUACGCAAGAGAUGUGUGAUUAUUAUAAGUUGAAGUACGAAGGACACCAGGGCUGUUGUGCGGAUUUCUCGAGUGUGUCGAAAGAGACUCACGAGUUGUUUAGGCACGUAGUGCUUGGGCGGGACGAGUCGGAGGAAGUAGUGCUUGGGCGGGAC